AUGACGCCAAAAAUUUCUCGUCUGCCGGUCAAACAAUAUACAUUGAAAAUCGUGUUUGAUGAUCUGGUAAAAUCUAGUAUAUUAUAAUUUACUCGCUUUAGUGCGCCGAAAAACAUAUUGGCGGCAGUGGCCUAAGUACUAACACUUGAACAUUAUACACACACACACACACAUACGUCCAUUUACGCUACUUAAUACUUACACACCAAAAACCCAAAUACACACGAAUAUACGAUAAUCAUAAAAUAAACGAUGUCGGUGGCGCGCCGUGCGCAGUGAUCCUUGACAAGACGGGACGGCCGGUGGUGGUGGAGGCGGGUUGCCCUAUUCCUAAUCUUGUUAUUGAUCGUUUAUUGUUGCGCGUUUGUUGUGGCCACCACCGCUCCUAGCAACGAAAGAGAAGCCGUAGUCAUAGUCACCAUGAACGCCUUAUUUCGUCAACAAUUGAGGUAUUAAAAUAAAAAAUAUAUAGGUACCUAAUAGUUGGUUAGUUCGUUGUAUAAUAAAUAACGGUAAUAAUAAACAAAAACGAAGCGUCGAUGACUGUAAUCGAAUUUCAUUUUUGUUUAAACAAUAUAAUAUAAUAAUAUAAACCAAUAGGCAGUAACCAUAAUGUCUAUGUGCGUACGUGUGCGUAUGCGUGUUUAUAUUCACAGGCAUACAUUGCUGUUCCAUUCCGAACAAGAAUUAUGAAACACUUCUACAAGUCGUCGAGCAAUUGA
This is a messenger RNA of Cinara cedri, 722 nucleotides long. Lineage: Eukaryota; Metazoa; Arthropoda; Insecta; Hemiptera; Aphididae. The record is from the annotation of a GenBank genome assembly.